This is a messenger RNA of Uloborus diversus, 4530 nucleotides long. It is a transcript of the gene RNaseX25, whose product is annotated as ribonuclease Oy-like. Bases 158 to 865 code for a protein of 235 amino acids. Lineage: Eukaryota; Metazoa; Arthropoda; Arachnida; Araneae; Uloboridae. The record is from RefSeq and is a predicted model, not a curated record. Gene Ontology annotation, molecular function: RNA binding; ribonuclease T2 activity. Gene Ontology annotation, biological process: RNA catabolic process. The transcript has 9 exons. Gene Ontology annotation, cellular component: extracellular region.
ACGUAGGAUUCGUCUGUAUGAUUCUGUUGAAAUUUUUUUUGUUUUAUUUGAAUUUAACUACCAUGUCAGAGUUUUUACCCAACUCUUAACGUUUUAUUUUUCUGACAUUAGUUCCUUGGGAAAUUUUUAUGCUUUAAAAUUUUCAAUCUUAACAACUAUGUUGAAGCACUUUUUUAUUUUUGCAAUACUUGCUCUGUACUUGGGAAGCAAUAAUUGUUUUGAAAGUAAAGAUUGGGACUAUUUUGUAUUUGCUCAACAGUGGCCUCCUGCUGCUUGUUUGGAUGUACCUCAUGGAAAAUGCUUAAUACCAGAAGGUGUCAGAGAAUGGACUGUUCAUGGUUUGUGGCCAACAAGUCACAAAGGUUACCCAAGCUUCUGCAACAGUUCCUGGCCUUUUCGACCUGAGCUAAUUAAAUCUCUUGUUCAAGUACUUGAAAUAAAGUGGCCAAAUAUAUAUGCAAACACAUCUGAAUAUUCGUUUUGGAAACAUGAAUGGUCUAAGCAUGGAACUUGUGCUGCAACCGAAACCAUGUUUAACUCAGAAUAUAAAUAUUUCAAGAGAAGUUUAAUACUUCAUGAUGACUAUAAUAUAUUUGAAAUUCUACGAAAAACUGGAAUUUAUCCAGAUGACAGUCAACCACAUAUGCUAAGUUUCAUUGAACAUGCUCUUACAGUCGAGCUGAAAAAAAGUGUGAAACUAUUCUGCAAGAACCAUAAAGCAUACUCAAAACCAAUUUUGACAUCAAUGUACAUAUGUCUUACUAAGGAUUUGCAAAUUAUUGACUGUGAUGAAAUUAAAGAACCAACCUGUCAAGGAACAUUUGUGUAUUAUUUGCCUUUUUCAAAUUCCACUGGUAUAAGGUAAAAAAAAAAAAAUUUCCUACAAUUUGUUGCAUUGAAAAAAAUUCAGCAUUUAAUUAUGCUUAAUAAAAUACAGUUGAUCUCUCUUAAUACGAACUGUCAAAAGUCCACGAAUUUGUUUGUAUUAUCCGUUAUUCGUAACAAACACGAGUGAAUAAUACUGAGAAAAAAGAAAGAAAUGCUUACCUAUAUUUAAAAAUAUUAUUUCAAACACUAUCUUAUCUAUUUUAAUCUAACUAUUAGAACAUUCAGAAAAAUAUGACUUAUUUCUUAUAAAUGAAUGUUCUUGGAAAAUAUUGAAAAAGGAAGAUGAUCAUCGACAAUUGCAGAACAGAGUGUAAUCCACAAUGGAAGACUAACAGUUUUAUCUUCGAGUAAAUUGAAAUGUCCACAGGUAAAUAAAAUGUGCGGGCUUUACUUUCUCUAUGCGAAAUUCUUAUCAUUUUCUUCUCGAUACACAAUGGGACUGCUACCAACCAAACCAACAAAAUGAUACUACCUAGCAAAAUGAUGAAUAAUUUCUAUAAAAGAAAGUUACGAUAUUCAACCUCGAAUAUUUUGAGUAAAGAGAUGACAAAUUUUUAUUCGUCUUAACCGAGGCUUUCAAUUUAAUGUACGUAUUAUGCAGGAAAAUUUUAAUGCAAGCAAAUAGCAAACCAAACUUAACAAACAAAAUGUCCAUUUCUGCCGUGAUUUCGUAUUAAACGUCAUCGUAUUAAGAGAGUUCAACUGUAUAAUAAAACUAUAAGCUGACAAACGAUUAAGUGCAAAGAGGGUAUUUCAUAUUUUUCUUCUAAAUUUAAAGAUUUUGAUUGAAAAUAGUUAUAAUGACAGAAUUAUUAAGGUAACAUGUUCAUUGUACUAAAAGAGCAUGAAUUCAUGCUGCUACCUGAUUGUCUUUGCUUAUGAAGUUAGUAAAGAGUAGUGAAACAAGCAGGACCAUUAAGAUGUUGAGCUACUAAGUAAUGAAAUAAUUUGAUAGCUCAACUUCUAAUUUUUUUAUUUAGUAUAUUUAUUCCUGGAAUAUAAUAAAUAUUAUUAAUAUGCAUAAUUCAAGCUUAAAACCUUAAGCUGUUUAAUUUGUGUACUUAAAAUUUUUCUGACUAAUUCUUGACAUUUGACCGAACUGUGUGUAACACCACAAUUUGUAUUCGUAUGUAUGUAAAUUUUUGAAAGUUUUGGUAAAAAUGACCUCUUUCAGACAUGCAAAACCUAUUCACUUUCAAUAAUAAAUUUUAAUAUUCCUUAAAUGUAUUUUGACUUGGACAACAUGGCUAUAAGCUCUGAGAAAAACUUCAAUUUUAAAUCAAGUGUGAUAUACAUUGGCUUUACGUCAAAGUGAGAACUGUCAAACAAAAGUUUUCUUUUGUAAAAUGAAUGGCAAUAGUAUGACUUGAUCAAUAGUUGUUGUCAUUGCUAUAAGCUUUCAGUUUUACUUUGAACUUUAAAAAAAAAUAACAUUACUUUGCUUAUUUUUUAAAAAUUUACCUUCAAUCUUUUGUUUCAGUUUCAGUAGAUUGAAAAUAAAUGCUUUUAGGAUAUGAAAAUAUUAACAUUGCAAAGUUCAUAGGCAUGCACAGGGCUUCAGAAAUGGGGGUACCACUGUACCAGGAGGUUAAAAUUGAGCUUGGAAGGGUUCCCAUACUUGCUCGCUUAAGGAACAUUUUCGUAUAUUGCGAGUAAAAAAGCAUUUUUAAAGCGUGUGAGGUAAGAAAUUAAUGAACCUAAAAAUGUAAAAUUUUAAUGACUUUUGUAUUAACUUUCACUUCUAUAUGCUAAUGAGGGACCACGGUACCCCUGGUGACCCCCCUGUGUAUGCCUAUGACAAAGUUAUAGUUACAAUUGUGAAUGGAGAUUAACUAAAAAGUAUACACAUGUCGCUACGUGUUAUUUUAAAAAGAGCCUGAAAACUGAAAAAUGAUAUCAACAAUAAGUUGUCAUGGAUACUGUUUUACUCUUAUUUAUAUAUAGAAUUUCAUCUUCCUAUCCUAAAUUUUUAAAUCAUAAAUGUGCAAGAAAAAUGAAAUUACAGGUUAUUGCAUGGCUAUCAACCUAAACUGCUAACCAAAACAUUUUGCCAUAUCUUGAUUACAAAUAGAGAUUAUAAUCAGCAUGCAAAAAAAGAUAAGUUGUAUACCUUAAAAACAUUAUCUGAUAAAAGCUAUUUUUCAGUCAAUAUCUUACUACUAAACGGCAUGACCUUGAGAGUCAUGGAUCUGGACGAAAUUCUGGAUUUAGGUCAAUUCCAACCAGAUAUAAGCCCAGUUAAAGCGGUUUGACUGCAUAGGCCCUAGUUCGGCUGCAAUGGGAAUCCAAAGUUUCUAGUUUGGCUCCAGAAAGGUAAUGGUUUUUCCUUUGAAAUUAAUCUUUUUUUUACUCUUUCAUUGAUAUUUAAUUACAGUAUUGCCCAACUGAAUGCAUUCACACAGAGCAAAUUUCACCACCCCUAUGUUUUACUAAUAAGAGAUAAGGAGAGCAAAUAUUGUGCCAAAGUUUCAAAUUCAAAGAAAACUCUAUUGCAGGUCUGGAGCCAAACAAACAAAUUUAGAACCUCCUUGCAUCCGAACUAUUCACUCAAACUAUUUUUCCUGGGCUCAUAUCUAGUACGAAUUGACCUAAAUCCAGAAGUUUAUCCAGAUUCGCAAUUCUCUAGUUUUUGCCAUCUGAACCACACUGAUUUUUAAGCCUCCUGAAUUGCAAAGGCAUUUUCAUUGGAAUUUUUGAGCUUUGGGACAAUAUCUAUCCUCUCAAGACAUUCAGCAUCUCUUGUCAGUACAAAGAAGGGGGAGGGGGAGAUUUAUUCUAUGUUGUGAAAGCAUUUAAUUGGCUCUUACUGCAAUGCAAAUGCAAGAAAAGUGUAAAAAAAUUUUAAUUUCAAAGGAAAAACCAUUGCUUUUCUGAACUUAAGUAACAACUUUGGACCAUCGUGGCAGCCGAACUAGGGCCUAUGCAGUCAAACCACUUUACAUAGGUUCAUGUCUAGUGCAAACUGACCUAAAUCCAGAAUUCCAUUCAGAUCUGUGACCUUCAAGGUCGUGCCGUUUGGUAGUUAGCUAGUUUUCAAAACUCUUUGCUUUUUGGUUUUGUUGUUGCUAUCAUAAAUCAAUUAAUGUGAUAUGUAUAUUGUGAUUUAUACAUUAUUUUGAAGAGACUUUAGAAUUUGAAAUGCUCAAUUUGAUCUGUUUUAAUCUUUGAUUGUAUAAUCAAUUUUGAUUGUUACAUUUUAUUUCAGAAUUAUUUAAAAAUUACAAUUUUUAGGGACUUCUUUUGCAAGUUUAAUAAAUCCAAGUUUUUAAAUUGUCUUAUUAAAAUUAAUCAUGAAUUUAAAAUUUUUUCCACCAAUGUAUUUCCCCCUUUAGUUAUUUAUUAUUUUUUUUUUUUGUGAGCUGUGUUUAAUAAUUGUUUAUUAAAAAGUUCUUAUUUAUUGUCUAGUCAGAAAACAAGACUUGUGUCAAAAUAUAUUUAUUGUUUUUUUGGUCAAGACAUAAUUGUUCAUUUAUGUAAUACAUAUAUGUAUGAGUUUAAAAACCUUCUGUGAAGAAUAAUUACAUUACGGAGUGUUAAUAUUAUAUUUUUUUGAAAAUGUGCGAAACAUAUUUUACUUUUUGACAGACUAAAAAUAUUGUAUAAAGCAUAACUUUAUCUUGUAAAAAUAAAUAUUUAUUUUUG